AUGAUCAUUAUUGUGGGCACCCAGUUGGGCUAUAGUCAGCCAAUCAUUUGUCUCUCCUGGCACCCCAAAGGCGGCUACCUCCUUAGUCUGAGCCAGGCAGUGGAGACAAACCAGCUUACCUCGAGGACUGCUUGUCGGCGUCUAUUGCUCCACAGAUUGGCUGGUAUGACGAGCCAGUCGCCGUUUGCUGAGGCCUUGGCUCCAGACUCAGGGCCUGGGGUGGAUGAACAGCUCGGUAGUUCGUUUACUUCGCGUUUGCGACGCGCCGAGCAUUGGCGUUUAGCUGCCUUUCAUCCAGGGGGUACUAAACCCCACCUAUACGUAACAAGCGACCAUUUGGUUCAUAUUUUCGAUCUAGCUGAGCGGAAGGAACUGCGGCGACUCAGGCUAGAUUCCGCUUCUGACAAGAUUUCCGCUUUUGCCGUCCACUCCUCGGGCGCUGUCUUCAUCAAGGCAUAG
This is a messenger RNA of Protopolystoma xenopodis, 459 nucleotides long. The record is from the annotation of a GenBank genome assembly. NCBI's taxonomy places the organism in Eukaryota, Metazoa, Platyhelminthes, Monogenea, Polystomatidea, Polystomatidae.